Molecule: messenger RNA, 3426 nt
Organism: Eleginops maclovinus (Patagonian blennie)
Lineage: Eukaryota; Metazoa; Chordata; Actinopteri; Perciformes; Eleginopidae
Product: mitoferrin-2-like
Biological process (GO): iron import into the mitochondrion
Cellular component (GO): mitochondrial membrane
Molecular function (GO): ferrous iron transmembrane transporter activity
Source: RefSeq, a predicted model, not a curated record
CGCCUUUACUCCAGGUUCCCGGACUCUCCACAGCUGCCCGCCGCGCAGUAGCAGCGACCCGCCAAUACUCUCCGGCCGGGGAGAUACAUUAUACUGCCGGGAAGACUACACACCAUCCGGCGGGUCGCUAGAGUCUUCGAUUUGAACACACUUUAGGCGGUGGACUAUAUCAUUUCCCACUAGAAUGGAAGCGGACGCGUUCGUCUCCCGGAGAACCUCCAUGGAAACACCUGGCGUCGACAGCCGGGUUUCGAGCGCUGCAGCCGGGGCAGAGUUUCGAUGGAUGGGCAACAGACUGCUAGACGCCACGGGGGGAUUUGUCGGCUCUCUUUCACCGAGAAUGCCAGGGGAACAGGACUUUACACCAGUUGUGCAUCGAGUGGAGACUUCCGUGGAGCCAGAAAUAGACUAUGAAGGGCUUCCUCAGGGAUCCGCCACCAGCACACACAUGCUGGCUGGAUCCGUGGCUGGAAUCAUGGAGCACUGCCUUAUGUACCCCAUCGACUGUGUUAAGACCCGUAUGCAGAGCCUGCAGCCGGAGCCCGGGGCGCGCUACAGGAACGUGAUGGACGCGCUGCAGCAGAUCGUGCGGACGGAAGGCGUGUGGCGGCCAAUCAGAGGCGUGAACGUGCUGGCGGUGGGGGCGGGGCCUGCACACGCUCUCUACUUCGCCUGCUACGAGAAGCUCAAGUUCUCGCUCAGCGACGCCAUUCACCCCGGGGCCAACAGCCACUUCGCUAACGGAGCGGCGGGCUGCAUGGCCACCGUGCUGCACGACGCCAUCAUGAACCCAGCAGAAGUUGUGAAACAGCGAAUGCAGAUGUUUAACUCUCCGUACCGCGGCGUGCUGCACUGCAUGGGCUCCCUGUGGAGGCACGACGGCCCGGCCGCUUUCUACCGCAGCUACACCACCCAGCUGACCAUGAACGUGCCCUUCCAGGCGCUGCACUUCAUGACCUACGAGUACCUGCAAGAGCUGCUCAACCCCCACAGACAGUACAACCCUUCCUCUCACGUGGUGUCCGGCGCGCUCGCUGGAGCCAUCGCCGCCGCCGCCACCACCCCCCUCGACGUCUGCAAGACCCUCCUGAACACGCAGGAGGCUCAUGCCAUCCACGUGAUGGAGGCGGAGGCGGCAACUGCAGCAGCGGCGGUGGGGACGGCCACCGGCAGCCGCCACAUCUCCGGUCUGGCCACGGCAUGUCGGACUGUGUACCGGAUGGGAGGCGUGCCGGCGUUUUUCAAAGGUGUCCAAGCACGCAUCAUCUACCAGAUGCCCUCCACCGCCAUCAGCUGGUCCGUCUACGAGUUUUUCAAAUACAUCAUCACCAAGCGGCAGCACGAGAGGCGGCUGCGGGGCGACGGUGAUAAAUAAACAUCUGGAGGAGGUUCACUCCAUCCGUAUUGAACAUUGAAAGGUUUAAAAAAGCUCCAGAGGUUUAGAUUCUUCAAGCUCGUUCUGUUCAGCGCAGUCAGAGUUAGUUCAGAGGCAGGGCAAACUGCUGGAAUACUUCAUUAUUAGCUGGUGAAAUGUCCUUAAAUACCAAGUGGUUCAAAGGGGUCUCCGAAUAGCACACAGGAAGUCCUGGUUUCCCCACUUCUGAUGCUUCAACUUGAAAAAAUCCUUUUUUUUGGCUUUCAAAAAGCUUAUUAUUCUUAAAAAGUAACGCACAGUAAAAGAGAACUUCCCCCUAGAGUGCAUCGGAUUUGUUUUAAACGAGGUUAAAGUGCUGACUUUGAGCUUUAAUUUGAAACUGUUACGACUCACUUCCAAAUUAUUCUGUGGAAAUUAUAGCAUUUUUAGUAAACAAAUCCCAUAAAAUGGAUAAAAAGUGCUAUAAAUCCUUCACUGUAUGAGAGGUCAGUUUAACCUUACAGGUACUGAGUGUUUUUGAGUUCAGAGCCAAAGCAAAAGCACACCUCUUUAAAGUAUGACACCGUAUUACCUUCUGACCACAGGGGGGCGCCCAUCACCAGCGCUUGACAACAGGAGAAACAGGAAGUUCUAACAUCUGGAAUAUGAAAAGUGUGCUGGUGUACAGAAACGAGUUAAAGGACGUUUAUUUUUAAAGGAAAAGAGGAAUUAUAAAAUGACUUAAAUUCACUGUCAUGGCUCGACACACAGCCUCUUAUUUAUUCAUUUUUGGACUGGAUGAAAAAGAGUGACGUGUUCAACCCUUAAGUGGAACAGGUGUGUGUGUGAUUGUGUAUAAAUGUGUGUGUUACAGUGACUGGAAGAGUGGAAGUGGUGCUGCGACUCUGACCAUUUAACCUCAAAACUGUGUGUUGUCCUUCAAAGGAAAAGUGUGACAUGAAUUUAAGGUUGGUUUUAAACACAAUUUAGAUUUAUUUCACAUGAAAUAUUUACAGCUUCAUGGUGUCACAUCUGUAUCUUUGCACCGGGUGCUUUCAAGUCUCCACACACACACACACACACCCACACACACACACACACACACACACACACGUAAACUCAUGCUGGUACAAAUUUAAAUUAGAUUGUUCUAAAAACAACAAACCUGUUAGGUAGAAACUGCUGACUCAAAGGUUAAGCGCAGCAAGAAAGAAUACUACUUAUUUUAAAUGUAAACCUUGCUUUAGGACAUUUAAAAACUCUUCAAACUUGAAAUUUCUCACACUUGAGUGUUUGUUAACUCUCUUAAAUAAAUGAAAAGUUGAAUUUAAUCACAUUUCUUUUGUCCCACGUAAUUGUAUUCGGUUCGAAAGCAUUAUAAUAUUAUUGCUUCCACCUAACCUGAUAUAAUUAUAUCUACUUAAGGACAAAAUAAAUGUGAUCAACAUUUUGUUAUUUCUGAGGCAUUAGCACCCUAAAAAAACACAUUUAUGUUUAGUUUUUUUUAAACGCACAGCAUCCUAGCAAUUAUUAUGUCUUUAGCAUUAUUAUAAGGACAAAAGUUAGUUUCACAUAAAAGAAUAGAGAAUGAAGUGACGCUACUUGUACAUAUGCCUUCAGUUAGCCGCUGUUCAUCAACGCACAACUAAUACAAAGCUAUCCUCAGAUAGAGAUGUGAUAUUAAGCCAUAAAAGAGGAUGAAAUUGUACAUAAUAUAUAGUGUCUAUAUAUAUAAAAGGUAUAUAUAAAUAUUGGCAAACACAGACUUAAGUUUUGAAUGCUGAAAAAUACAAAACUAUUGUAGGAGGCGAGAAAAAUGAGACCUGGAUUAUUUUGGAGAAGAAUAAUAAGUAUUAAAAGAUGAUUGUAGUGUGAAGUUUCUUGAUCGGGGAACCAAAGACUGAGAGCAGCGGAGAGGAGCUCUGGCAGGUGACGACACUAAUGUGAAGCGCUGGAACACGUGCGGAAGAUGACCCCUGUAUUUUGUGAAUUGUAAAUAAACUCGCUCAGGCAGCUCCUCGCAGAAGCAGGGUCUUCUCUUGGUGCUGGCUCUCCAAGCGUGAAGAACUCGA